Messenger RNA from Copidosoma floridanum, 1716 nucleotides. Its product is annotated as cytochrome P450 4C1-like. Gene Ontology annotation, molecular function: iron ion binding; heme binding; monooxygenase activity. Lineage: Eukaryota; Metazoa; Arthropoda; Insecta; Hymenoptera; Encyrtidae. The record is from RefSeq and is a predicted model, not a curated record.
ACUGUCAGGCUUUCAACAAAAAUAUACAACGGUCAAGUUUGGUACUCAUAAGAAUGCAUGUUAGAUAAAACUUUUAAUAUUAAAACAUGGUCUAGACAUGAGCCACAUAAUUUUUUUUUUCGGAAACAACAUAUUGGAUUAUGCUGAUUAAAACAUAAUUCACCUCAAAAAUACACGCAAAUCAAGAUGGUCCUUAUCUUUUUAUUGACACUUGCACUUACUCUAUUCAUACUCGAAAUUUAUUUACGCUAUAGAAGAAUUGGGAGAUACAUUCGUAAAAUACCAGGACCAACGGGAUACCCGAUUAUUGGAAAUGUACUGUUAUACUUAAUUCCACACGAUAAAUUAUGGAACCUACUUCGAAGUACAGGCAAUGAGUAUUAUCCGAUUUACAAAAUAACAAGCCUAAACAUAGCUGUGGCAAAUCUUCGUCAUCCAGACGAUGCUGAGGUAUUGUUGAGCAGCUCUAUACACAUAGACAAAAGUAUUAUUUAUGACUUGCUCCAGCCAUGGUUUGGUACUGGUUUAUUAACUAGUACAGGUCCGAAAUGGCACCACAGACGAAAAAUUUUAACUCCUGCUUUUCAUUUCAACGUUUUGAAAAAGUAUGGAGAAAUCAUGAUGGAAAAUAGUGAAAAGUUAAUCAAAUCAUUGAAAGAAGAUGAAUCGUGUAUUUACGAUUUAGUGCCGUUGAUAACAAAAUAUACACUUGAUGUCAUGUGUGAAGCUGCUAUGGGAAUACAAGUUCACGGGAGAGAAGAAAAAAUGAAUCAGUAUAGAAACGCUAUACAUAAAAUGAGCAACGUAAUAUUACACAGACUCUUAAGGCCUUGGUUAAGAUUUAAUUGGCUCUUUGGAUUAACAUCGAUGGCUACUCAACAAAUGGAGAUCUUAGAAACAUUACAUAGUUUUACUACCCAAAUUAUCAAUGAAAGAAAAGAAUACCAUAAAAAAACAAAUGGUGAAUUUUUAAAAAAACUUGUUUCCGAUGAAUUGAUUGAUAAUCAAAGCAACGACAAAGUUUUAGGAGUUAGUAAACGGCGCCUAGCAAUGCUCGACCAUCUAAUAGCUGCGUAUAAAGAAGGACAAAUAGACGAUGAUGGAAUUUGCGAAGAAGUUGAUACGUUUACAUUUGAAGGUCAUGAUACAUCAGCUAUGUCAAUGUGUUUUCUUUUACUUCUACUUGCAGAACAUAAGGACGUACAGUCUAAGGCAAGAGCUGAAAUUAAUGAAGUUUUAGAAGUGACAGAUGGAAAAUUGCGAAUGGAAGAUCUUCCGAAACUAAGUUAUCUGGAACAAUGCGUUAAGGAAUCGCUUCGACUCUAUCCAGGUGUACCGUUUAUAUCAAGAAGCGUUACUCGUGAUUUACAAUUAAAAAAUUAUCUCAUUCCUAAGGGCGCGAUAGCACAUUUGCAUGUCUUUGACCUUCAUCGUGACCCCAACUUCUGGCCGGAACCAGAUAAAUUUGAUCCUGACAGAUUUUUACCUGACCUGAUACAACAUCGUCAUCCGUUCUCAUUCUUACCAUUCAGUGCUGGACCGCGUAACUGCAUAGGUCAAAAGUUUGCUAUGAUGGAGCUCAAGACGCUGACAGCACAUUUAUUACAUAACUUUUAUUUAGAGCCAAUAGAUUUAGCUCAUGAUGUGCCUAUACACUGUGAUUUAGUGAUUCGACCUUCACGACCUAUGCAUAUUAAAUUUAUACCAAUUCAUUAG